This is a messenger RNA of Malaclemys terrapin pileata, 735 nucleotides long. RefSeq names its product kinesin-like protein KIF20A. The record is from RefSeq and is a predicted model, not a curated record. Gene Ontology annotation, cellular component: nucleus; spindle microtubule. Gene Ontology annotation, molecular function: microtubule binding; ATP binding; plus-end-directed microtubule motor activity. The transcript is spliced from 6 exons. Gene Ontology annotation, biological process: microtubule-based movement; mitotic spindle assembly. NCBI's taxonomy places the organism in Eukaryota, Metazoa, Chordata, Testudines, Emydidae. Bases 10 to 735 code for a protein of 241 amino acids.
GAUAAGAGAAUGGACUAUGAGGUGGGAAGCUAUGCAUCCUCACCAGUAUGUGAUGUGUUGGACUUCACCUGUUAUGAGGACUUAAUGGGUAAAACCUCACCCCUGGAGUUGCCAGUGAUACCUAAUGCUGAUGAACAGCAGCAGGAGGAGGGGAUAUAUCAACCUUUGAAAGUCUACUUGAGAGUCAGACCCUUCUCCAAAGCAGAGCUUGAAAGCAAUGAAUCUCAGGACUGUGUAAUUAUUGAAAAUCCAGAAACAGUAACUCUACAGGCACCCAAAGAAUCCUUUACAAUGAAAAACAGUGAAAAGGGGAUUGGACAGUCUGUACACCAGUUCACCUUCACUAAGGUCUUUGGUCCAGAAACUACUCAAAGUGACUUUUUUGAAGGCACAAUGAAAGAGAUAGUAAAAGCUUACAUUGAUGGAGCAAAUGGACUGGUGUUUACCUAUGGGGUUACUAAUGCAGGCAAAACAUUCACUAUUCAAGGUUCUCCAAAAGAUGGUGGUAUUUUGCCUCGUUCUCUUGAUAUGAUCUUUCACCACAUAAGAGGAAGACAAUAUCUGAAGAUGAACUUGAAACCAUACUUAAGCAAUGAUGUAAAGAAGCUAGAUGUGACACAGGUUAAACAAGAGGAAAUUAUAAAAGCUGCUGCUCUUUCUUCUCUGAAAGAGGUCGCCAUGACUGCUUUUGAAGCAGUCCAGUUAACUAUCAGAGACCUAUUCCUCAACAAAUGA